AUGAAGGUGAAGUGUUGCGACGGUAUUGUGUUGGAGCUUGAAGAUGCUUUGGUGUAUGCAUCUUUGACUGUCAAACAAUUGAUAGAUGAAAAGAUACCUAGCAGAAGAUGCUUUGGUGUAUGGAUCUUCGACGGCAAGGACGAGAAUUACGAGAUCAGUUUUGAAAAGGAGAUAUCUAGCAAAACUCUGUUGAAGAUCAAUGAGUACGUGAAGAAGCAUGCAGAUGCUGCUAGUACAUCCUCCAACAGAAUUAGUAGAAGUCUCCGUUCCUGGGACCUUGAGUUCAUCAAAGUUGAUCGCCACACAUUGUUUGCCCUAGUCUUGGCAGCAAAGUAUCUCCAAAUUACGGAUCUUAUCAAUUUGUCAUCUGAGACUGUGAGGGCAAAGACCAGAGGAAAGACCCCAGAAAAGAUACACCGGUAUUACAAUCUCAAGAAUGAUAUGACUCCUCAGGAAGAAGAGGAGUAUUAGAUGAAUUAAUGUUCUGUCUUGUUAAGAGUCAUGCAUAAAAAAGUUGUGUUCAAAUUAGAGUAGUAUAUGCAAAUUC
Medicago truncatula (barrel medic) is the source of this 547-nucleotide messenger RNA. Its product is annotated as SKP1-like protein 1A. Bases 1 to 471 code for a protein of 156 amino acids. The record is from RefSeq and is a predicted model, not a curated record. The transcript is spliced from 2 exons. Gene Ontology annotation, biological process: ubiquitin-dependent protein catabolic process. NCBI's taxonomy places the organism in Eukaryota, Viridiplantae, Streptophyta, Magnoliopsida, Fabales, Fabaceae.